GAACGCAGCCAAGCGUGGUGAGAGUAGACCGCUCUCUAGUCCACUCUAGUCUUUCUCUAUUCUUGAAUUGAUUUAUGCUGGAAAUUACUAAAAAAAUUUGUGUAGAAGAGAACGUAUUCGGAAAUAUAAAAUAUAACCUAUGUGAGAUAAAUAAUAGUAAACUAUAUCUAAUAAUAAGAAAUAAAUUAAUAAGCAUGAAAGAGUUUUUUCUUCUCGCAUUUGUGCACGGUUUUCCGACGAAUAUCUCUUAGAAUUUAAUUAUUUCUUUAUUAGUAAACGUAUAGGUUACGUUUAGAGGUAUAGGUUACGUUUGACCGAUCUUUUUGUUUUCCCCCUUUUUUUUUAAUGCAAUAAAUUUUUGUCUCAAAGAUAUUGUGAUUAUCGCCAUAUUCUAUUACGUGAUUACGUUCUCUUAUUGGAAAACAUUGCUUUCUACAUAAUUGCCAUUCUGUGAAGAUGUUGCAAAGAAUAAAUAGUUUACUACAAGUUACCGCAUAUGGGCAUAAAGUGAGCAGCAGAUACCUAAAUUUUGUUCCUAUCGUAGUAGAACAAAGUGGACGUGGUGAACGUGCAUACGACAUUUAUUCGCGUCUUUUGAAGGAGAGAAUCAUUUGUCUUAUGGGUCCAGUUACAGAUGUUGUAGCUUCCGCAGUAAUUGCUCAACUACUUUUCCUCCAAUCAGAAAGCAGUAAAAAUCCUAUUCAUUUAUAUAUUAAUUCACCUGGUGGAAGCGUAACGGCAGGACUCGGAAUAUAUGACACUAUGCAAUAUGUUCUUCCUCCUAUCUCUACGUGGUGCGUAGGUCAAGCGUGUUCUAUGGCGAGUCUACUUUUAGCAGCUGGAACCAAAGGUAUGCGUCACUCUCUACCAAACGCCAGAAUCAUGAUACAUCAACCAUCAGGAGGCGUACAAGGACAAGCUACGGAUAUUCAGAUACAAGCUACAGAAAUCCUUAAGUUAAAACAACAGAUCAAUGAGCUGUAUGUCAAACACACUGGGCAAAAUUUAGACGAAAUAGCACGGAGUAUGGAAAGAGAUAAUUUUAUGAGCCCAAUACAAGCAAAAGAAUUUGGAAUUAUAGAUAAAGUAUUGGCCCAUCCUAUGCAAGAAGAAACUGCAGAAGCAACGAUAGAAAAAACAGAUAAUAUAACAACAAAAUCUUAAUGCUACUAGGUAGGGAUGGAUAUAUAGGUUGUUUUACCGUUACGUUGCAAUAAGACCAUUAAAAAGAUGUAUCAUUAUUUAAUAAUAAUAAUAAACUAUUUAUAAAACAAUUA
Messenger RNA from Solenopsis invicta (red fire ant), 1277 nucleotides. RefSeq names its product ATP-dependent Clp protease proteolytic subunit (gene ClpP). Lineage: Eukaryota; Metazoa; Arthropoda; Insecta; Hymenoptera; Formicidae. Gene Ontology annotation, biological process: protein quality control for misfolded or incompletely synthesized proteins. The transcript has 4 exons. Bases 457 to 1164 code for a protein of 235 amino acids. The record is from RefSeq and is a predicted model, not a curated record. Gene Ontology annotation, molecular function: ATP-dependent peptidase activity; ATPase binding; serine-type endopeptidase activity. Gene Ontology annotation, cellular component: endopeptidase Clp complex.